AUGCUUUACAGAAGUGAAGGCCCGCUGUGCGCCACGCACACCCGUUUAGCUAAUAGCAAUGUGGACACCCAAAGGAGAAGGAUUAUCAGUGAAUUUGAACAACUACAUCAAUUCCUGAAUGAAGAGCAAAAAGUUCUUCUUAUGAAACUUGAUCAAGAAGAAGAAAAGAUUCAAGAAAUCCACAAUAAGAAUUUAAGAAGGCUUUCAGAAAAGAGUUCAUCAAUUAACAAUCUUAUAGAAGAGAUUGAAGGAAAGCUGAGUUCACGUGAUGUUGAGUUGCUAACGGACAUUGGUGAUACACUUAGAAGGUGUGAUACUGAUUUCCAGAUAACAACCUGUGUGGCUCCUGGCUUGAAGAUCAAUGACUUUAGCAUUCCCAUGCAGUAUUUCAUUUGGAGUAAAAUGUUAAGUAUUAAACCAGCCCCUUUUCCAUUAACCUUGGACCCAAACACUGCAAAUGCGCAUCUUGUGAUAUCUGCAGAUCGGACGGCAGUGUGGUGGGAAGACAAAAAACAAAAUGUCCUUCAUCACCCAGCGAGGUUUGACAAUGGUUGUGCUGUCCUGACCAGUCAGGGUUUUAGCUCAGGGAGACACUACUGGGAAGUUGAAGUUGGAGAGAAAGACUACUGGGAAGUUGGAGCAGUCACUGAUUCUGUGGAGAGGAAGAGUGUGGUCCCACGGACAAUGGUAAAUGGAUACUGGACAAUUGGACGAUUUGGGGAACUUUAUCACUGGGCAGGAGAUGACCAAGACUGCACUUCUCGUCUUUCUCUAAUUGAAAAACCACUGAUGGUUGGAGUGUAUCUGGACUAUGAAGGUGGAAGGCUGUCAUUUUACAAUGCAAACAAUAUGGCCCACCUCUACACUUACAGUCUCACAUUCAAGGAAAAAGUGUUUCCUUUCUUUUUCACAUGGGAUCAAAUCAAGAUUGUGUCUUCCGUAUUGCUACAGUAAUUUCAUUCAUCUGUCAAGAGAUGUAACUGAUAUAGGCUAUUACUGGUCCAUUUCUCUUCCUUUCCAUAAUGUAGAGUACGUAUUUGAACCUACUGCAUACCUUUCAUGAAUCUGUGUCUCUUGUAGUUUUAAGCAUUCCCAUCAUAAGCAAUGUUUCCAAUAUUCUGGAAGACUUUUUAAAAUAUAAUAAUCCAUAACAAUUCAUGUCAAA
Protopterus annectens (West African lungfish) is the source of this 1165-nucleotide messenger RNA. Its product is annotated as E3 ubiquitin-protein ligase TRIM39-like. Gene Ontology annotation, molecular function: protein binding. The record is from RefSeq and is a predicted model, not a curated record. The transcript has 6 exons. NCBI's taxonomy places the organism in Eukaryota, Metazoa, Chordata, Ceratodontiformes, Protopteridae. Bases 1 to 954 code for a protein of 317 amino acids.